AUGCCGCCCCGUCGAUCACACGCGAAGUCACGCCGGGGAUGCAUCAAUUGCAAGAGUCGACAUAUCAAAUGCGACGAAGGGGGUCCACCGUGUGAGCGUUGUAAGCUACGUGGGACACCCUGUGAGUAUACAAGCAUUGGACCGGUUCCCAAGAUCUCUUCACCCUCCGAAGCUCAGAAAGGGUCUGCCCUCGAUGCCGUAUCAUCGAGGGUCACUCAAGUGCGGCUGCCGGCAGAUCGUCGACUGUUAGAACUUCAAUUGAUGCAUCGCUGGUCAACAGGAACUUACAAGAGCUGCGUGACCCCUCAAGUCAAUGAUGGGGAACUGUGGCAGCAGAAAGUCCCAGCUUUGGCGGUUCAGUAUGACUUCUUGUUGAAUGGACUUUUAGCUCUUUCGGCAUACGAUUGUGCCAGGGCGGCGAUAGAGGCGGAGUCGGAACAAUACGUCAACUCUGCAGUUGAGUAUCAUGCACUGGCGCUUGGGUCUUUCCGAUCAUACGUUCCACGGAUUGAUUCAGAAAGCCACGAAGCGGCUUUCGCCUGCUCGUUGAUAUUAAUGAUACUGGCGAUUGCGUCUGCUCAAUUUGCGUCGACGCCGGGGGUAGGGAUCUCACAUGACAUGGUACAGAACGCGAUUGUUCAUUUUGAGAUGCUUCGAGGGUGCGUUCCGAUAUUGGACAUCAACGUAGAUUUGCUGUUGAGCAACCCCCAGAUCCAAAAGUUGGUGCCGUGGGAAGAUCUACCUCGCACGAUGGUCGAUGGCCCAACAAGAACAGCUUUUGGACAUUUAAGAGACUUCAAUGACAAGAAGAUAGUUGCAGCCCGAGACAAACCAGGCGAAUACAAUAUUGGUCAAAUUGCGCACUGGGAGAUCUGCAAAAAGGCAAUAUCGAUGCUCACCGAGUGUUUUGAGAAAUGUGUGGAUGACCUGUCGCGAGGAUACGCUCUCGGCUGGCUGAAUGUUGCUGGAGAGGAUUACAUCAAGGCUCUGAAAGAUGAGGACAAUGCCGCACUCCUGGUGUUGAUGUUCUGGGGUGUGCUCGUUGACAAGCUCGGGCAUCAGGUGUGGUGGGCGGAAAAGUUUGGCAGCCUGUUGGUGAGCGAGAUAUCGAAUCGAGUUCUGACUGUCAAUGAUGACAAAGAGACACAAGACAUGAUCGCAUGGGCACGUGGGAAUGUCUCUUCGGGCCAUCAAGAACAGACCUGA
Messenger RNA from Exophiala bonariae, 1206 nucleotides. RefSeq lists its product as uncharacterized. The record is from RefSeq and is a predicted model, not a curated record. Gene Ontology annotation, molecular function: DNA-binding transcription activator activity, RNA polymerase II-specific; zinc ion binding. The coding region runs from base 1 to 1206 and encodes 401 amino acids. Gene Ontology annotation, biological process: regulation of transcription by RNA polymerase II. The transcript has a single exon. NCBI's taxonomy places the organism in Eukaryota, Fungi, Ascomycota, Eurotiomycetes, Chaetothyriales, Herpotrichiellaceae.